AUGCGCCUAGUUCUGUCACUGCUUUUGUUGGUCGCCGUUUCCUGGAUCAUACUUGACGUUGCCGACGCAAGAGACCUCAUUCGUCAGAAAAGGCAAUACUAUGGCGGAUAUUAUGGAUACUACGGUUGCGGAUGUGCGACAUAUGCACCAUGUCCGCAUGGCAAUGGAUAUUACGGAUAUGGUGGCUAUGGCGGUUAUGGCGGCUACGGUUACGGAGGAUACGGAUACAAAAAAUAA
Messenger RNA from Necator americanus (New World hookworm), 237 nucleotides. RefSeq lists its product as uncharacterized. NCBI's taxonomy places the organism in Eukaryota, Metazoa, Nematoda, Chromadorea, Rhabditida, Ancylostomatidae. The record is from RefSeq and is a predicted model, not a curated record. The transcript is spliced from 2 exons. The coding region runs from base 1 to 237 and encodes 78 amino acids.